AUGUUAAUCGGGUCAGGUGAUGGUCACUAUAACGACGACGUGGGUGAUAACGAGAACAUGGUCGCAGUGAAGCACGAUCUCGCGCAUCCGUCAGUAUCUGGGGAGAGAGUUGCCUUGUCAGUCUUCCGCGGCAAGGAAGUAUGUGGAGUCAAACCGGUUGGAUUGAAAUCCUUCGACCAGACCCAGACACUUGUAAGUCGUUCGCUUCCGCAAUUAUCCACAGUCAUAGCUGAACAAGAAACGGGAAAUGAAGCUGCGGAGAUGCUUGAAGGCGUGAGUUCGUUACGCACGACAUAG
This is a messenger RNA of Phytophthora nicotianae INRA-310, 297 nucleotides long. RefSeq lists its product as hypothetical. The record is from RefSeq and is a predicted model, not a curated record. Bases 1 to 297 code for a protein of 98 amino acids. NCBI's taxonomy places the organism in Eukaryota, Oomycota, Peronosporomycetes, Peronosporales, Peronosporaceae. The transcript has 3 exons.